UCCCCGCCCAGCAGCAGCGUGAACGCGCACAGUUGUGCGCCUGAGAGUGGCCGCACUGAUUAUCAAAGCACAGAGGAGUUUUCAGUCACAGUCAGCGAGCUGCGAGAGACGGCUUCUUAAUUACAUUCAGACAGGUUUGGAUACAAAUGCGUAAGUUUUCAGCGCGGACUUGACUUUCGAGUAGUUGUUUGGAGGCGAGCGACGGGAGAGAAGGAAACAAAUUAAUUCAGUGAGAAUGUCUGGAAUUAAACUAGACCUGUAGGAAUUUUGUGUGGCUACGAGCGCUGGAACCCACCUUGGGAAGAGACGAAAAACUUCAGUUCCACUCACAAUUUACUUCAGAGUUCACGUCUGGAGUGGUAAUGUCUUGAACUGGUGGCCCUUCCAGCCCAGUAAAGGACGUGCCAGAGCCGGGCUGUUGCUAAUGGGAACUCCUGCUCCGCCAUGAGUGCUCGUGAUGGCGUUGGUGGUGUGGGCACCCUGGGCCGGCGGCAGCGCUUUGAGAACUCAGAGUUCACUGUGCGCAUCUACCCCGGCGACCUGGCUGAGGGCACCAUUUACUGUCCGAUCAGCGCCCGCAAGACCACCACAGCUGCCGAGGCCAUCGAACGUGUCAUUGACCGCCUGCACCUGGACCGUACCAAGUGCUAUGUUCUGGCUGAGGUGAAGGAGUUUGGUGGGGAGGAAUGGAUUCUGAACCCCUGCGACUGUCCUGUGCAGAGGAUGAUGCUCUGGCCCCGUGUGGCCCUAGAGCACCGUCUCCUCUAUGGAGGCGAGGAUUACCGAUUCCUCCUAAGGCAGAAGAAUCUGGAUGGUUCAAUUCACUAUGGUGGCAGCCUCCAGAUGUGGCUGCAGAUCACAGAGGAGCGUAGGCUCAUGGUGCAACGCGGACUGCUACCACACCCUGAAUCUGAGGGUGACCACGCAGAUCUUUGCUGCCUGGCGGAGCUCAAUGAGCGCUCGUUGCUGGACAACCUGCGCUCACGCUUCCGCCAGGAAAAGAUCUACACCUAUGUUGGAAGCAUUCUCAUUGUCAUUAACCCCUUCAAGUUCCUGCCCAUCUACAACCCCAAAUAUGUGAAGAUGUAUGAUAAUCAUACACUGGGACAUUUAGAGCCACAUAUUUAUGCCGUGGCAGAUGUGGCUUACCAUGCCAUGCUGCAGAGACAGAGGAAUCAGUGCAUUGUUAUAUCUGGGGAGAGCGGCUCUGGGAAGACACAAAGCACAAACUUUCUCAUUCAUCAUCUGACUGCUCUCAGCCAGAAAGGGUUUGCCAGUGGAGUGGAGCAGAUAAUCUUGGGGGCUGGACCAGUACUAGAGGCAUUUGGGAAUGCAAAGACAGCCCACAAUAACAACUCCAGUCGCUUUGGCAAGUUCAUUCAGGUGAACUACCAGGAGAGUGGCACUGUGAGAGGAGCAUAUGUUGAGAAAUACCUCCUGGAGAAAUCAAGGCUGGUGUAUCAGGAGCACAAUGAGCGCAACUACCAUGUGUUUUACUACCUGCUGGCAGGAGCGAGUGAAGAUGAGAGGACAGCCUUUCACCUCAAGAAGCCUGAAGAAUACCAUUACCUCAGUCAGAUGACAAAGACAACCCGCCAACUGCACUGGGACAGUUACUAUGAGAGUGAAUCGGACUGCUUCACUGUAGAAGGAGAGGACCUGAAGCAUGACUUUGAGAGGCUUCAGCUGGCCAUGGAGAUGGUGGGCUUUCUUCCUGCCACACGCAAGCAGAUCUUUUCCCUGCUGUCGGCCAUCCUUCACCUGGGCAACAUCCGCUACAAGAGGAAAACCUAUAGGGAUGACUCAAUAGACAUCUGUAACCCAGAGGUGCUGCCUGUCGUCUCAGAGCUGCUGGAGGUCAAAGAAGAGAUGCUGUUUGAAGCUCUGACAACACGGAAAACAGUUACUGUGGGAGAAAAGCUGAUCGUCCCCUACAGACUUGCUGAGGCUGGUACAGUGCGAGAUUCCAUGGCGAAGUCUCUGUACAGUGCUCUGUUUGACUGGAUUGUCUUCAGGAUCAAUCACGCUCUGCUCAACAUCAAGGACCUAGAGGAGAUCACCAAGAUCUUGUCUAUCGGAGUGCUUGACAUUUUUGGUUUUGAGGACUAUGAGAGCAAUAGCUUCGAGCAGUUCUGUAUCAACUUUGCAAAUGAACGUCUCCAACACUACUUCAACCAGCACACCUUCAAGCUUGAGCAGGAAGAAUAUAGGGCAGAGGGCAUCAGCUGGCGAAAUAUCGACUACAUCGACAAUACAGGCUGCAUCAACCUGAUCAGUAAGAAGCCCACAGCGCUGUUCCACCUACUGGAUGAAGAGUGCAAUUUCCCUCAGGCCACCAACCAGACUUUGUUGGAUAAGUUCAAGCGGCAGCACGAGGGGAACAGCUACAUCGAGUUCCCUGCUGUCAUGGAGCCUGCCUUCAUUAUCCGACACUAUGCUGGCAAAGUCAAGUAUGGUGUUAAGGAUUUCAGAGAGAAGAACACAGACCACAUGCGCCCAGACAUCGUAGCUCUGCUAAAGAGCAGCAAGAACGCCUUCAUCUGUGGGCUGAUUGGCAUCGAUCCCUCAGCCACUUUCCGCUGGGCGGUGCUCCGAGCCUACUUCAGAGCCCUUGUGGCUUUCAGAGAGGCUGGGAAGAGACGCAUGCAGAGGAAGACUGGGCAUGAUGACGCUGCUUCCUGUGCAGUUUUGAAAAGUGUGGAUAGUUUUAGCUUUCUACAGCAUCCUGUGCAUCAGAGAAGCUUAGAGAUCCUGCAGAGAUGCAAAGAGGAGAAGAACAGUGUGACCAGAAGGAGUCCACGUACACCACUGUCAGACCUUCAAGGAAGCAACACCAUCAAUGAGAGAUCACCACGGCGUUCUCUGGGGCUCGGCUGGAGGGAAGGCGUGGGUCGACAGAGUCGCUUAUCAUCCGGCAGCUCCACAACAGAAAAUGACAUCACCUUUGUCAACUCUGCCAGCAGCAAACUCCUUGAGAGGGCUCACGACAUCCUCAUGAGGAACAAAAACUACAAAUCUAAACCAGUUCUUCCAAAGCAUUUACUGAAUGUGAAGUCACUCAAGUACCUCAGCAACCUGACACUUCAUGACCGCAUCACCAAGUCACUCCUUCACCUGCACAAGAAGAAGAAACCACCUAGUAUCAGUGCACAGUUUCAGGCCUCUCUCAAUAAGCUAAUGGAAACCCUGGGUCAGUCUGAGCCUUAUUUUGUCAAGUGCAUCCGUUCCAAUGCUGAGAAGAUGCCGUUAUGGUUUAAUGAUAACCUGGUGCUGAGGCAGCUGCGUUACACAGGUAUGCUGGAGACCGUGCGCAUCCGGCAGUCUGGCUACAACGUCAAGUACAGCUUUAAGGAUUUUGUCCAUCACUUCUCUGUGCUGCUCCCAGAAGGCACCAGUGCCACCAGAGAGGCCAUCCAGCAGUGUCUAGACCAGCUGGACCUAGAACCAGAUGGGUACCAAGUGGGGAAGACAAUGGUGUUUUUACGGGAGGCUGAGCGUCAGCGGCUGCAGGUCUUACUCCACAGGGAAGUUCUCAGACUCAUCGUCAUGCUGCAGCGGCGAUUCCGAGCCUGGCUGGAGAGGAAGCGCUUUGUCAGGAUGAGACGAGCAGCAAUCUGCAUCCAGAAAUGGUGGCGCUCAUACCAGUCCAUACAAGAGGACCAGGAGGAGGAUUAUGACCCUAGUGUCCAGGAGGGGGCGGUUCUGUGUCUGCAGAAGCACUGGCGAGGUUACAGGGAGCGUCAGAAGUUCAGGCGGUGGAGGGUGGCUGCUCUGGUCCUACAGAGGGCAUGGAGGCUACGACUCCAAUGGCGCUCCACAGCAGCUGUGGUUAUCCAGACAGCCUGGCGCUGUCACCGAGCCAGAGAGGCAUACUUCAGUGUAUAUGGCGCUGUAGUACAACUACAGGCACUUAGCAGAGGCUACCUUGCCAGACAGAGCUUCAAAACACUGAGAGAACAGAGACUGAGGGAGAAGAAGGAGCAACAAGAGGAGCUGCUCCAUCUACAGAAUGGUCAGGUGGGUUUCUCACCAGAAGAAGAGGAGGGGCCACCUGAGAGACUCAUGGUGUUGGACCUCAGCACAUGGGAGGAUCGUUCCUAUAAGCAGCGAGAAAGGAGCCUCAGAAUCCUCAGCAGCAACAAGGGCACAGCUAAGGAGGAAGAAAACAAUGCUAGGACAAAAGGUAGCUCUUCUAAAGAGCUAGGUGAAGCAUCGGCCUCAAUGACAGCAUCCACUGUGGUGGUGCGAGAGAAGACCGGAACUGUAGAUGAGCCCAGCCAGAAAACAACUUGGUCCAAGAGAGCAAGCCGCCGGAUGAGAGAGUUGGAGCAGGCCAAGUUCAGCCUGGAGCUCCUCAAAGUCCGGGCCACCGGCAGUGGAGCCUCGUCCCCAUCUGAAGAACGGUGCCAGUCUGUCGAGCUGAUUCCCCCUGCAACCCCACCUCUUUGUUCACCCCAGGGCACGCCUGACAGCCAGAGCUCCAAAGGCAGCUUUGAGCUUCUCAGUAUGGAUGAGGCUACAGAAGAGGUAACAGACAACGAGGACCCCUGCUUCCCUCUUGCAUCUGUAGCUCCAUUACCUGAGCCUAAUGUGGAAGCUGUUUCAACAAGCCUGAAGCCAGUUGGGGUUUCUGAUGCUGUUGCCCAUCCAAGCAGCCAGGGCCAGACCAAAGUGGAUCUGGCAGUACCCUCUGCCCCCACACGUCCGCCCAAAAUCGAGAACUACCUCCCUACAUUUUAUGCCCCUGUUAGCAAUGACAGCUCUCCUUGUCCUUCUGAAGAGCCUCAAAAAAGCACAGAGGCAGCUGCCUCUACAACCACCACCACUGUUACCAAGCCUGUCAAAGAAUGGCAAGAAUCAAUACAUCAAUCAUUAGAGGUGGUGAUCAGUUUGCAGAAAGAAAGCCCACUAAGUGAUAUUGUCGGCCCCCGUGUUGAGGUUCGAGAUUCUGCAGCCCAGACAGGGGAACUGACCCCAUCGCCACAGGAACCAGACCCAGCUCCUGUGCCCCAAAGUACUGUCCUUACUCCUUCUGUCAUUGAGAAACUGGUGCGGCUGAAUCAGAAGAAAGAGGAGAGGCUGCGUAAUCAGCAGCAGCAAAAUGAAAAGGAGAUGAUGGAGCAGAUAAGACAACAGAAAGAGGUGCUGGAGCGGCAGCGCCUUUUCUUCGCUCAGCAUGAGAGGGACAUGUUUGAAAAACAAAGAGAAGAAGCUCUGCACAGAAUACAGCAGAGUCGGCAAGGUGGACAAGAUGCUGGGGGAACUGCGGCCUCUGGAGACCCCCUUAGACUCAGAUCCCUGCUGGCUGAGAGAACAGCAGGACUAGCAUUUUAUUCUAUAACACAGUCAGAUCCCACUGCCCCAUCAGUGCACUCUCCCCCAAGUGUACCCAUCCCAGUCAGUGCACCUCACCCCCAGUUGUCCCCUCCCCCUGCUUGUGCUCCCAAAGAAAGACAGAAGGCUGUCAAGCCUGGUGCCGAGGGCUGGGCACCCAAACUUAAGCUGGAGUCCCGAGGUGGAGGAGGAACCAAACUGAUGAGAACAACUCCCAAGAAGCCGCCAAGUAAUCAAGGCACCACAGUUGGUAGGCCAGAGAAGUCAGGCAACAUCUUCUUCUCUCCGAAGGACAAAGUGACAUUUACAAAGUUUGACAGUGAUGCUGUCACUGAAGACACACCUGUAUUCAUAUCCAUAGAAGGGCCCGCAUCAGUCUCCAAACCUUCUAAGGGAAUAAAAGUACGGGAUGUUGGCAGAGCGGGCCAAAAAAAGAAAGCCAGAAUGGCACGGACGCGCUCAGACUUCCUCACCCGCGCCCCUCUCGCCUCACUCAGGGGCGAUUCAGACGAGGAAGACUAUGAUGGCGACAGCCCCCAUCAUUAUGCUCUCCCCUACUCCAAACAGAGCUCCACCGAGGCAGGCUUAGGAGAGUCCUGUUUCAGUGACUCAGACAUGCCUGCAAGCUCCGAGGAGCAAAAGAAGAUGCAUAAAGCCAUGUCAUCAGGAGAUGGGGGCAAAGCAGACUCUCUGACCAAGAGCUCACAAGAUGGAAGGAUUCGUGGUAAGAUGCGUUUCUGGGGUAAGACCAAGCACAGGGAUAAGAAGACAUCCAGAGAAAAACUGCUAUCUGGGGCUGAUUCCUUGGAUGGUGACUACGCGGACACUGGUCUGUUACUGGGAGAAGCAGGCCAGGAAAACCUGUCGCCCCCUUGCAGCCCUGAUCUGGCAUCAGAUCAAGGGUUCAAAGACUCGAGGGAAAACAGGGAACCAUCUCCCAAGAUAAAACGAAGGCGCAGUGUUAAGAUCAGUAAUGUGGCUCUAGAACCUGCUCAGUGGCAGAAUGACGCGCAGCAGAUUCUCACCAGCAUCAGUGACUACAGGAGCAUGAAUGACUUCCUCAUGAAGAAGAUCAGCGACUUGGACACGGAGGACAGUAAAAAGGACACCAUGGUGGAUGUUGUGUUUAAAAAGGCUUUGAAGGAAUUCCGUCUUAAUAUCUUUAAUUCUUACUCCACAGUGCUUGCGAUGGAUGAUAGUAAAAGUAUCCGCUACAAAGACCUCCAUGCUCUGUUUGAGCACAUUUUGGAGAAGACCAUGCGACAGGAGCAGAGAGACUGGAGCGAGUCUCCGGUCAAAGUGUGGGUCAACACAUUUAAAGUCUUCCUGGAUGAGUUCAUGACUGAAUACAAGCCUCUGGACAGCACCCUCAGCAAGCAGAUACCAAAACUUGAAGGGAAAAAACGGAGGCAAAAGGACACUGACAUUGUGGAGGAGCAUAACGGCCACAUCUUCAAGUCCACCCAGUAUAGCAUCCCCACAUACUGUGAAUACUGCUCAUCUCUCAUCUGGAUGAUGGACCGUGCCUGUGUGUGUAAAUUGUGCCGCUACGCCUGCCACAGAAAGUGCUGCCAGAAAACAACCACCAAGUGCAGUAAGGUGUUUGAUCCGGAGCUUACCCCCAGACAGUUCAGCGUGGAAGUCUCUCGUCUGACUAAUGAUGAGAGGACGGUGCCCGUGGUAGUGGAGAGGCUUAUUAACUACAUUGAGAUGCACGGUCUGUACGCUGAAGGCAUAUACAGAAAAUCUGGGUCCACCAACAAAAUUAAAGAACUUAAGCAGGGACUCAACACAGAUGUGGACAGUGUGAAUCUGGAUGAUUACAACAUCCACGUCAUUGCUAGUGUUUUUAAGCAGUGGCUGAGAGACCUGCCUAAUCCUCUGAUGACAUUUGAGCUGUAUGAGGAGUUUAUACGUGCCAUGGGUUUGCAGGAUAAAAAGGAAACGAUCAGAGGAGUGUAUUCAGUUAUUGACCAGCUAAGCAGAAGUCACCUAAACACUCUUGAACGCCUCAUAUUUCAUCUUGUCAGGAUUGUCUUGCAAGAGGAGACAAACCGUAUGUCUGCAAACGCUUUGGCAAUAGUUUUUGCUCCUUGUAUCCUGCGCUGUCCCGACACCAUCGAUCCACUGCAGAGUGUCCAGGAUAUCAGCAAGACGACUGCGUGUGUAGAACUGAUCAUUUGUGAACAGAUGAACAAGUACAAAGUACGACUAAAGGACAUCAGUACCCUGGAGUUUGCUGAAAAUAAGGCCAAGUGCAGGCUGACCUUUAUCAGACGGUCAAUGGGAAAAGGCCAUGUGCAGCGACGAAGCUACCACAUGCCUUCGCCUCCAGUUAGUCCCCAGCUACCAUCUGCGGCUAGUACUGUGAUAGAGAGUGGCAGUGAAGAGGGAGCAGAGUCAUUUGCCGAAAUCUCAGAGCAUCAGCAGACAGCUAUGCAGCAGGAAGAGAGAGAGUUGACGGAGCAAAUUGAAACUCUGCAGAAAGAGAAAGAGGAAUUGACUUUUGAGAUGCUGGCUUUGGAGCCACGAGCAUCAGAUGACGAGACCCUGGAGUCUGAGGCCUCUAUCGGUACAGCGGACAGCUCUGAAAACCUUAAUAUGGACUCUGAGGGAAUCAUUUCUGACUUCUCCGAAAGAUAUGCAGUGUCGACAUCCGCCUGGCAUCGGAGAUCUGACAGAAAGAGCCCCCAACGCCGCACUCUCCAUCGGCAGCCUGACUCACUCGAUUCUGUAGACUCUUGCUCCAGUGUUUCCUCUUACUCCUCCUCGUCACAGUUCCACCCAUCAUCCACUUCCUCCUCUGCCACCACUAGGCGCCUUCAUUUCCACUCCAAGUCUCCCUCCCUAGAGUCAGGUCCAGCCCAGUCCCAAGCACAGGCUUUAAUGUUAUCUCAAGCAUCUCAAUCCAACAGUAUAGACAGCAACCCCACAGGAGAUCAGGAAAGCAUGUAUGAUGAAAAGCCCCAGUUUACCAGCCGAGGCACUUUCAGUCCAGAGAAGAGCAAACAGAAAGUUAAGGGGGCUAAGUAUUCGGCCCCGAGACACUCCAGAGAAGGAGGCAGCCAUGGGAAGGACCCUCCCAACUUAUCACAGCAGGUUGCAAUGUAUGGUAGUAAUGAAUUCAUGGUAUGAAGGACACUGGGACACCAAAGCACUCCCCAUCCAACUCCUUGGCAGGGAUGUAAGUUCUCAAAGUACUCUUGCCUUCCCCUUUCUUUGUUGAAGUCUACAAAGAAGUUUCCCCAAGUGCCAUGUACAGCGUUUCCACCUCCAAAGUGGGGAGAUAUUUGGCAGAGGGACAGGAAUCAGUUGAAGGGUUCCUCUUCCAUGAACUAAUACCACCCGUGUUCAAGCAGUGCCUUGGCAGUGCCCUACUCAGCACCAAGAGGAGGACACAGAAAAGGGAAAGUUGGAAUAUGUGGAAGACCAUUCUGAAUCAGGGAAUGUUAUGGAGCUGUAAUGCUGAAUCAGUGUACUAAAUUAAAUAAAAAGAAAAGAGGGAACUUGAGACAUUACGGAUGUUACAGUGAACUUAAAAAUCACAAUAAUUAGCUGCUUUAUAAAUUACCGUGAGUCUUAGUAGUGGUUGCUCUUAUGAUUUUUUUUUUCCUUUAUUUAAUAAAUUUUAAUGUCAUUGAAAUUCUUUAUAGCAUAUAAUAUACAGGGAAACUGUACAAAGCCAGAGCACCGGCCGCUGCUGGGUGAGUGAAGUCAAAUAUUUAUCUUUUUUUUUUUUUUUUGGGUAUUUCGAACAGGGUUGUUUG
Molecule: messenger RNA, 9101 nt
Organism: Monopterus albus (swamp eel)
Lineage: Eukaryota; Metazoa; Chordata; Actinopteri; Synbranchiformes; Synbranchidae
Gene: myo9aa
Product: myosin IXAa
Exons: 43
Coding region: 445-8469 (2674 amino acids)
Biological process (GO): intracellular signal transduction; establishment of epithelial cell apical/basal polarity
Cellular component (GO): actin filament; myosin complex; axonal growth cone
Molecular function (GO): ATP binding; GTPase activator activity; actin filament binding
Source: RefSeq, a predicted model, not a curated record